Molecule: messenger RNA, 1719 nt
Organism: Lepus europaeus (European hare)
Lineage: Eukaryota; Metazoa; Chordata; Mammalia; Lagomorpha; Leporidae
Gene: DRC3
Product: dynein regulatory complex subunit 3
Exons: 12
Coding region: 1-1566 (521 amino acids)
Molecular function (GO): protein binding
Source: RefSeq, a predicted model, not a curated record
AUGAGCCGGCUGCACAACUCCAUAGAGCCGCGCGUGAUGGACGACGAGAUGUUGAAGCUGGCCGUGAGCGAGCAGGGGCCCCGCGAGGAGGCCGGGCAGCUGGCCAAGCAGGAGGGCAUCCUCUUCAAAGAUGUCCUGUCCCUGCGGCUGGACUUCCAGAACAUCCUGCACAUUGACAGCCUCUGGCAGUUCGAGAACCUGCGCAAGCUGCAGUUGGACAACAACAUCAUCGAGAGGAUCGAGGGCCUGGAAAACCUGGUCCACCUGGUCUGGCUGGAUCUGUCCUUCAACAACAUCGAGGUCAUCGAGGGCCUGGACACCCUGGUGAACCUGGAGGACCUGAGCUUGUUCAACAACCGGAUCUCCAGGAUCGACUCCCUGGACGCGCUGGUCAAGCUGCAGGUGCUGUCGCUGGGCAACAACCAGAUUGACAACAUAAUGAAUCUGGUCUACCUGCGGCGGUUCAAAUGCCUGCGCACACUCAGCCUCGCCGGGAACCCCAUAGCCCAAGGGGACGACUAUAAGAUGUUCAUCUACGCCUACCUGCCCGACCUCGUGUACCUGGACUUCCGGCGCAUCGGUGACCACAUGAAAGAGCUCGCAGAGGCAAAGCACCAGUACAGCACGGACGAGCUGAAACACCGGGAGAACCUGGCGCAGGCCCGGCUGGAGGCCGAGCAGGCCCAGCGCGCGGAGCUGGAGGCACACAAGGCUGCCUUCGUGGAUCGCCUGAACGACUCCUUCCUGUUUGACAGCAUGUACGCUGAAGAUGUGGAAGGCAACAAGCUGUCCUACCUGCCCGGCGUCGGGGAGCUGCUGGAGACCUACAAGGACAAAUUUGUCACCAUCUGCGUGAACAUUUUCGAGUACGGCCUGAAACAGCAGGAGAAGCGGAAAGUCGAGCUCGACACGUUUACUGAGUGCAUCCAGGAGGCUAUCCAGGAGAACCAGGAGCAGGGCAAACUCAAGGUCGCCCAGUUCGAGGAGAAGCACUCGCUGAGCCUAAGCAACAUCCGCGAGGAAUCAGAGCUGCCCACCGCGGAGAGGAUCGCUGAGUGCGACCAGGACAUCGCCGAGCUGUUCAACGCGCUCAUGACCCUGGAGAUGCAGCUGGCGGAGCAGCUGGAGGAGACCAUAAACAUGUUUGAAAGGAACAUUGUCGACCUGGUGGGGCUCUUUAUUGAGAACGUGCAAAGCCUGAUGGCGCAGUGUCGGGACCUGGAGAACCACCACCAUGAGAAGCUCUUGGAGAUCUCCAUCAACACCCUGGAGAAGAUGGUCAAGGGCGAGCUGGACGAGGACCUGCCCGAUGACGUGCGAGCACUGUUCGUGGACAAGGACACGAUCGUUAACGCCGUCGGGGCCUCGCACGACAUUCACCUGCUGAAGAUUGACAACCGAGAGGACGAGCUGGUGACCAGGAUCAACUCCUGGUGCACACAGCUGGUGGACAAGAUUCACAAGGAUGAGAUCACGCGGAACCGGAAGCGGGUGCGGGAGAUCAAUCAAUACAUCGACCACGCGCAGAGAGAGCUGGAGGGCCUGGAGAGCCCCGACAUGGACUAGUGGCCGCGGCGGCAGCGCGCAUGCGCCCCCGACUGUCCCAGGACGGCCACGGGGCUGGGGGGAGGGGGUCUCAGCCCCCUCGCACCUGUCUUUCCCCUGCUCGUGGGAAAACAUCCAGAUACGGAGAGAAAUAAACGGCCGAGCCGCCCUUCC